UGAGUCCUUAUCAUUCUCAUCCUAAGUGCAGAGUGUUGCCUUUAAUGCUCAAGUCGUGACACUUUUUGUCAAGCUUAACUCUUUUGUGUCGGACUGGAGAAGAUGGCGGAGGAAAACGAACACGAACUCCAAAAUAUCAAGGGGCUGGUGGAUGAGUUGUACAAUUAUAGAGAUUGUUACUUUGAGACUCACAGUGUGGAGGAGGCGGACCGGAAACAACAGGACGUCGCGCUCGAGUUGGAAAAGUUGCUGAAAAAGCUGCAGGAGAAAGAAGAAUGUUACAAGCACAAAGCGGAGUUCCUGCUGCAGAAGGGCCGGUGCCUCAACGUAGCUCCAGAUUUCAGCGCCGCCGCAGAGGAUUGCCUUUCCCGGGCUGUCAAGCUGGAGCCUGGCCUGGUGGAGGGCUGGAACAUUCUGGGGGAGCAGUACUGGAAAAAGGGAGACCUGAUGGCCGCCAAGAACUGCUUUACGGGAGCCUUGCAACAGAGCAAGAACAAGGUGUCUUUGCGCAACAUGUCCAUGGUUCUGAGGCAGCUCCCGGCGGCGGACGGCGACGCGCACAGCAAACAGGUCAUGGAAAGCGUGGAUAUGGGCCGCCAAGCUGUCCAAUUGGAUGUCUCCGACGGGACAUCCUGGUAUAUUUUGGGCAACGCCUAUGUCUCUCUGUUCUUCUCUUGUGGACAAAGGCCGCAGUUGUCCACGCAGGCUCUAAGUGCCUAUGCGCAGGCUGAACGAGUGGAUCGAGCUGCCGCUUGUUACCCAGAGCUGCACUUUAACCGAGCCACCCUGUUCCAGUACGAAGAAAUGUUUGGGUCGGCGCUUGGGGGCUACAGCCGGGCGGCCGCUUUGGACCCUGGCUGGCCGGAGCCUGCGGAGAAGGAAAAGCAGCUGAUGGAGUACCUUCACAACGUCACGGAACUCUGCCAGACAAAGGGAAAGGUAAAGGCGCGCCGUUUACGGAGCAUGCUGUCCAACCUGAGCACGUCGUCUCUGGGCCCGUGUUCCUCCCCUGAGUUCCGCUCAUGGACGGGCCGCGUGGGGAGCCUGGAGCCACGGCCGUCGUCCUCACUAACGCACGGCCUCAACGGCGCCGUGGCCGCCAUGGGCAAGGUGGUCUUCAGUCUGGCGUCCCGGGCUCGCAUGGCCUUUACGUUCGGCAUGAUUGAUAGCGAGGAGACUUGCGUGGUGGUGAUGGUGUACAACACGGCCGACAGCUGGGGGGUCCUCAUCGGAGACACGGUGGUGGUUCCCGAGCCGCAGGUCAAACGACACAGUAUCACGCACAAAGACACGUCGUUUGACUUCAAGAGCAUCCGCGUGGACUCGCCUUUGUUCCUCGUCGUCAACGGCAAGACUCAAAAUGCCCAGAGUCUCAUCGUCACUUCCGUCAGUUACAAGCCUCAAAGUGAAUGAGGACCAAAAGACACAAUUCGCUUAUCAUGUUUUGUACAUAAUGCCCGGCCGGCCAUCGUGCUACUUUUUUUUAUUAUUUAUUUGAGCGUAUGUUGUUGUCAAGGCAUCAACUAGUUGCAAAAUAAAGUUGAAUGUGCCAUGCUGCUAGAAGUGGUUGAACUGUUUGGAGGUUUAGUGGAUCAAAUCCAGUUUUGAGGUAUUACAUAAUAAACAUUGAGUUAGUCUUUGAAAACUGUCAAA
Molecule: messenger RNA, 1653 nt
Organism: Syngnathus typhle (broad-nosed pipefish)
Lineage: Eukaryota; Metazoa; Chordata; Actinopteri; Syngnathiformes; Syngnathidae
Gene: ttc5
Product: tetratricopeptide repeat domain 5
Exons: 9
Coding region: 103-1413 (436 amino acids)
Molecular function (GO): protein binding
Source: RefSeq, a predicted model, not a curated record